AAUCAAAAUAAUUUCAUAAGAACGUAACGUUUAUGGUAGCGCUUAGAUACUGUCGCUUGCCAAAUCUGUGCAAAGCUACUUCAAAUGAGGACUCCAGGCCUCUUUCUAAACGUGUUUUUUUCGGUAUCUCCAACCCCUAUUUUGUUACCACGUCGUUUAUUUGGUUGCUGCAAACAUGAAACUUUAGAAACAGAAAAAUACACAAUUAGCACGAAAAAAUAUAAAUAUUAGAGACAACACGAAUAAUGAAGUUGCAUUACAGUAGGUACACGGUGUGCAUUGCAGCAAAAACAAAAAAGUGCCGACUCAGCUUUAAGCUUCACUCUCUCGAGCAAAACUCUGAUAUUCUUCCGUAAGGCCAGAACCCAGAUCACGUUAUCGGGAAGCUGAUGGUGAAAGUGAUGAAAAAGGGUGGAAAAAGUGGUGCAAAUAAGUAUGUUGCAGAUGUUACAAAGUGCUAAUUGUUUGUAAAUACAUACGGUAGUAAAAAUAUUCAGAUACAAAAAAUUCUAUCUCAUUGGCGGAAUGACUGAUUCACGUUUUGUUUGGUGGACUGGUUUGGUCUGUUUACAUUACUUUAUAAUCUUUCCCAGACUUUUUCUAACUAAAUGUAUUUAUUUUCAGGUACUCUCCUAUUUACGUUACUCCAACUGAUCGUCCUAACAUCAGCAAAUUCUACUCGACCAAUCUUACUACCCGACGAUGGCUGCUGCUGCGACAGAACUGACUUCUCCAUCGUAUGUUCAAACAAUUCAUUUACAUAUGGAAACCCCUGUCAGUUGGAAUGUGAAAGCCAGAAAAGAAUUAAGCGUGGAGAAUCUAAAAUCAUCGUAGCUUAUGAAGGGGAAUGUGAUAAAGAAGGAUGUAUUUGUACAGCUGAUGUAACACCUGUGUGUGGAACAGAUGGAAGAACUUAUGAAAAUCAAUGUUGGUUGAAAUGUAACAGCGAUAAAAUGCAACGACUUGGUAAUGAAGAAAUAUUGGUUAAGAAUCAAGGAGAAUGCCCUGGCUGUGGCAACUGCCCUAUAGAUAUUAUACCGUCUUGUGGAAGCGAUGGAGUUACAUAUUCGAGUAGUUGCUCAAUUGAUUGUAUAAAUAAGAAGAGAUAUCGAUUAGGUAUACCUUUGAUUACGACCAAGCCUGGAGCGUGUAAAUAUUGUCCAUGUCCUAAAGAUGUUGAUCAGCCUGUGUGUGGAACAGACGGACGGACAUAUAGAAAUAAAUGUGAAUUGGAAUGUGAGAGUAAAAGACAAAUAUCCUUCGGAAAUCCAGCGAUAAAAGUGAGAAGCAAAGGAAAAUGCCCUGAUAAUACUUGUAAUUGCCCUCAAGAUAAUAAUCCCGUAUGUGGAAGCAAUGACCAUACAUACGGCAAUGAAUGUGAAUUAAACUGCGCUAAUAAUAAAUCACAAAAAAAUGGUGGGUCGCCUAUUUAUUCCGCUUACAAAGGGUUAUGUCUUCAAGCACCUUGCAAUUGUUCAUCAACAAUUGCUCCUGUCUGUGGCAGUAACAGUAAAUCUUACAGAAAUAUAUGUUGGUUGGACUGCGCAAGUCAGAAUAAUGUCAAUAAUGGUUUGCCAAGAAUAUAUUUAAAGGCUAAUGAAGUCUGCUAUACAGAAAGCUGCGUUUGUCCAGCUAUUUGGGAACCUGUCUGUGGUAGCGAUGGAAAAACGUACGGAAAUAAAUGCGCAUUACAAUGUCACAAUGGACGUCGAUUCGCAAUUGGACUUGAUCUUGUAGUCGUUCUAUAUACUGGAGAAUGUCAACCAUGUAAUUGCAAUAAAAUUGGAGACCCCGUAUGUGGUUCUGAUGGAAAAACUUAUGGAAACCCUUGUGAGAUCGGCUGCGAGAACUUAAGAAGAAAGCUACGAGGGUUAGCUCCUUUAACUUGGAUAAAAGAAGCUUGCGGAUGCUACUGUCCAUUGGUUUACCUGCCAGUCUGCGCAAGCGACUUAAAAACCUACGGAAACAAAUGCUUCCUUGGCUGCGAAAACAAAAGACGAUCAGAAAACGAAGAAGCUCCGUUGACAAUUUCUUGGAUUGGUGAAUGUGGAUGCAGAUGUACGGAUAUGGAGUUGCCGGUGUGUGGGACAGACAGACGGACAUAUAGAAAUAUGUGCUGGCUGAAUUGUGCGUCCUUCGCACAUUUGCGCAACGGCUGGCCGGCUAUUUAUUUGAGAAAUAAUGGACCUUGUUAAAGCAAUGUUUUUUUUUUAACGAAGCACAGAAAUAUAAUAUGAUAAAUCUCUUCUUCUUCUUGA
Molecule: messenger RNA, 2258 nt
Organism: Cydia pomonella (codling moth)
Lineage: Eukaryota; Metazoa; Arthropoda; Insecta; Lepidoptera; Tortricidae
Product: serine protease inhibitor dipetalogastin-like
Exons: 1
Coding region: 609-2195 (528 amino acids)
Molecular function (GO): protein binding
Source: RefSeq, a predicted model, not a curated record